Molecule: messenger RNA, 2028 nt
Organism: Candida dubliniensis CD36
Lineage: Eukaryota; Fungi; Ascomycota; Pichiomycetes; Serinales; Debaryomycetaceae
Gene: GAL10
Product: bifunctional UDP-glucose 4-epimerase/aldose 1-epimerase
Exons: 1
Coding region: 1-2028 (675 amino acids)
Biological process (GO): beta-D-galactose catabolic process via UDP-galactose, Leloir pathway
Cellular component (GO): cytosol
Molecular function (GO): UDP-glucose 4-epimerase activity; carbohydrate binding
Source: RefSeq, a predicted model, not a curated record
AUGCCAAACGAAUAUAUUCUUGUUACUGGUGGUGCAGGUUACAUUGGUUCUCACACAGUUAUUGAAUUAAUCAAUAAUGGAUAUCAAGUGGUCAUUGUUGAUAAUUUGAGUAAUUCUUCCUAUGAUGCUGUUGCUAGAAUUGAAUUCAUUGUCAAACAGCAUGUUCCAUUCUAUAAUGUUGAUAUCAGAAAUUAUGAACAAUUGAAUAAAGUUUUCCAAGACUAUAAGAUAUCUGGAGUGAUUCAUUUUGCUGCUUUGAAAGCUGUUGGUGAAUCGACAAAAAUCCCUUUGGAAUAUUAUGAUAAUAAUGUGUCGGGAACUGUCAACUUAUUAGAAGUAUGUAAAGCCAAUGAUGUGAAAACAAUUGUGUUCAGUUCUUCAGCCACUGUCUAUGGUGAUGUUACUAGAUUUGGUGAUAAUUCAAUGAUUCCUAUUCCUGAACAUUGUCCAAUGGAUCCAACCAAUCCAUAUGGAAGAACAAAGUUUAUUAUUGAAUCUAUAUUAAAAGAUAUUUAUAAUAGUGAUGAUGCAUGGAAAGUAGCAAUUUUGAGAUAUUUCAACCCAAUUGGUGCUCAUCCUUCUGGUUUAUUAGGUGAGGAUCCUUUAGGAAUUCCAAAUAACUUAUUGCCUUAUUUAGCUCAAGUCGCUAUAGGUAGACGUGAAAAAUUGUCUAUUUUUGGAAAUGAUUACAACAGUCGUGACGGUACCCCCAUUAGAGACUAUAUUCAUGUGGUUGAUUUGGCAAAGGGACACAUUGCUGCAUUGGCAUAUUUGAAAAACUUACAAUCUGAGGGUUUAUACCGUGAAUGGAAUUUAGGUACUGGUAAAGGAUCUACUGUUUUCGAAGUUUAUCAUGCCUUUAGUAAAGUUGUUGGCAGAGAAUUGCCUCAUGAAGUUGUUGGUAGACGUGCUGGCGAUGUCUUGGAUUUGACUGCUAAACCAGACAGAGCAAAUAAGGAAUUGCAAUGGAAAACUGAACUUACUAUCGAUGAUGCCUGUAAAGAUUUAUGGAAAUGGACCACCGAAAAUCCAUUUGGGUUUAACAUUGAGAAUUAUUCUUGGAAAGAAUUUGAUGGGUUUAAUAACCGUUUGCACAGUUUUGUUGCUGGUGACUUGAAAGUCAACUUAGCCAAUCGUGGUGCAUUAAUCCAAGCAAUAACAUUGAAUGGCUCCAAUAUGGUAAAAGCAUAUGAUAAUGCUGAAGGCUUCAAAUCCGAAACUAAUCCAUUUUUCGGCACCACUGUUGGUAGAUAUGCCAAUAGGAUUUCAAAUGGAGAAUUUGAAUUGAAUGGGAAAGUAUACAAGUUAACUAAAAAUGAAGGUGCAAACAACUUACAUGGUGGUGCAAAUGGAUUCGAUAAACAAGAUUUCUUUGGUCCAGUUGUGAAAAGUCGUGAUGGUAAGUUUUUCGUUGAUUUCUUAUUGGUUGAUAAAGAUGGCAAUGAUGGGUUCCCAGGUGAACUUGAAGCUAUAGUGCAUUACACAAUUGAUAAUUCCUCGGUGCAAAUCGAAUAUGAAUGUCAAUUAUUAUCUGGCGAAGCAACCAUUGUCAAUAUGACUAAUCAUAGUUAUUUCAAUGUUUCCAACUCGGACACCAUUGAAGGUAUUGAAGUCAAAUUGGCAACUGAUAAGAUGUUAGAAGUGGAUUCACAAUUAUUGCCAACUGGGAAAAUUAUCAAAAAUGAAAAAGUUGCUAAUCCAAUUGUGUUGAGUGAGAAUGAUGUAUUUGACAAUUGUUUUAUUGUUGACGAGCAAUGUGGUAUAGAUACUCGUGAUAAACCUUUGAAACAAAUUUUUGAAGCAACCAGUUCGGUCACAAACAACAAAUUGAAGAUAUCCUCAACUGAACCCGCUUUCCAAUUUUACACUGGUGACGGUGUUAACACCAAGGGGUUUGGAAAAAGAUGUGGUUUCUGCGUGGAACCAAGUAGAUUUAUUAAUGCUAUCAAUCACAAGGAAUGGUCUAAUCAAGUCAUCUUGAAAAAAGGUGAAGUUUAUGGAAGUAAAAUUAAAUAUGAUUUUCAAUAG